This is a messenger RNA of Cyphomyrmex costatus, 1555 nucleotides long. RefSeq lists its product as uncharacterized. Bases 243 to 1430 code for a protein of 395 amino acids. Gene Ontology annotation, molecular function: ubiquitin binding. Lineage: Eukaryota; Metazoa; Arthropoda; Insecta; Hymenoptera; Formicidae. The transcript is spliced from 4 exons. Gene Ontology annotation, cellular component: ESCRT I complex. The record is from RefSeq and is a predicted model, not a curated record. Gene Ontology annotation, biological process: ubiquitin-dependent protein catabolic process via the multivesicular body sorting pathway.
UAAUUGAGAUUUUCCAGCUACAAAAAAGCAAGAGAGAAAGAGAAGGAAUUUAAUAUUUAAUUAAACCGUAAUCACAUACGCGCGAAAUGUAUCAGUGGCAUGUGACGCGAGCGAUUAAAUGAUAUUUAUUUCAACGGAAAAUAGGUUAUGCUCCGUGCAUCGACGAUUAAAGCGACGGAUCUCCGCUGCAAGUCGCGCGAUAUUUCGUAGCGUUUUCCAGAUUUUCCUUCGGAUAAGAAUCAAUGGCUCGAUCAUCCGUGUCGGCGCAAUGCGACUUGGUUUCGUCUUACAUGGACGGAGUUCAUGUCAAAAUCGCAGAAGCCUACAAACCACCGAGGAAGAUUGGUCUACCCGUGGCGUAUAAUAAUAGAUUACCGGAUGUAUCAAAGUUAAUGUACGACUUUAAUUUGGAGAAAUCGGUACUUGAAAAGAUGUGCGAAUGGCGCAAGGCUAGACAGGCUUAUAGCAAGGCACGUCAAACUCGGCUGAAAGAAAAGAAGAAGAAGGAGAAAGAGGAGACUCCUUCAUCGCCUCCGCCACUGGAUUGCGUGAAGCAUUUACCUAUCAAUGCGUCACCUGCUCCAGAAGCGGCAAUACUCAUGCCGCAGCCGCUGUCACCUCCAGCAAAUGACUUUCAAGAUCAUGUAAAAACCAACGGAGGUUUGGACUUCGCUGACUUUGAUAAUGAUACGAGCAGUCCUUUUGAUAAUAUGGAAUUGAAAACUAUUAAUGACAUGGAAGAAUUGGCACAGGUUUUACAACCUAGGUCACAAUGGAUACCUGCAGGAAAACUCGAGAACAUUAUAAAUGAACUAACUAUUGAUGAUACAUCUGAGAUUUGUAAGGAGGAAGAAACUGAUACAGAGAGUCAAGUAGAUGACAAAGCUGACACGGACACACAUAGCAUCGAAAAUCACCGUAGCGUUUCAAUAAUAAUGCAGGAGCUUCAAAAGGAAUUAGAACGGCCUGUUAUGGAGAAUUGGAAGCCGUGGCCUGAUUUGGAAAGUCCAGACAGUGACGAGCAUGUAGUUCCGAAGCACGAUAACUCAAUGUCAUCGAAUCACGCAAAACCGCUAACAGACUUGUUAUCAGGCAUGGCGGAGGAUGAUCUACAGUUGAUUAUGCAAUUAAGCGACAUGGGAUUUCCCAAAUGCAGAGCGGCACGUGCAGUACUGAAAUUAGGUCGAGUGCACGAAAAAAAGAUCGUGGAGUACCUAUUGGCCGUCCAAUCCUUAGAAGAGACUGGCGUUCCUAGUGACUAUGCCGAAACAGCGUUAACGCUCGCACAGCACGAUCAAUCCAAAGCGAAGAUCUACUACGAGAAUUUAUGCACGUUGAAGGAUCUAGGAUUUCCCGAAGACAAAGCUUCCGCGGCAUUAGUAAAGUGUAACUUUGAUCGUGACAAGGCGUUAGAUCUUCUGAUCGCUUGAAUAGACGAUUGACUCGCCAUCUAGGAAAGAAUGUAGAAUAUUUUUUGUUGUGACUCAACUUUAAUGCGAAAAAAACAUAACGAAUCAGAAUUUUUAUAUAACGCAUGAUCCAUCAAGUCAUAAUC